Molecule: messenger RNA, 3671 nt
Organism: Schistocerca cancellata (South American locust)
Lineage: Eukaryota; Metazoa; Arthropoda; Insecta; Orthoptera; Acrididae
Gene: mim
Product: protein MTSS 2
Exons: 15
Coding region: 416-2824 (802 amino acids)
Biological process (GO): cell projection assembly; plasma membrane organization
Cellular component (GO): actin cytoskeleton; cytoplasmic side of plasma membrane
Molecular function (GO): actin binding; phospholipid binding
Source: RefSeq, a predicted model, not a curated record
UUUGCUUACAAGCUAGCAUUCGCCAAUCAGAACGCCGAGAAUGCACUGAGGAUAAUGAUUGGAAGACCUAGUGUGUAGUCGUAGAGGUGGUGAGUUUCGAUCGAGUGGUGUGUGAAGCUGUACGACAGCGGCGAUUUAAACGAUUGCGAAUCAGCGUUUUCAUACGGACUAAACCGAAUUCUUUUUGAAAUUUAUUGUACUAUCUAUAUAUUCAGUUCAAUUAAUAUAAUUUUGAUGGAAUGCGAGUAAAUGUGUUUGGUGAAGUUCUGUUUGUACACAGUUGUCAUCGUCAUACAGUACUCUCAGACUCAUAAUGUACAUGAAAACAGUGCUCGAAUAUAUGUCAGUUGACAACACAGUGUCAGAGUAAUUUGUAUACCGAAAGAAAGAGGCAGUGAGCGCAAAGCAGAUCAAAAUGGAAGGAAACAUUGAAAGAGAAUGCAGCGCGUUGGGAGGACUAUUUCAACAGAUAAUCAACGAUAUGAAGAAUGGAGCACCACUGUGGGAGGACCUUAUCGCCAAAGCUACGAAGUUGCACACAUGUUUGAAGGCAACAAUCCAGGCUAUCGCGGCUUACCUGGAUGCCUUCCAAAAGAUUGCAGACGCCGCCACUAACACCAGAGGUGCUACCAAGGAGAUCGGCACUGCCUUGACACGAAUCUGCCUCCGACACAAAGCAGUGGAGGCCCGUAUGAAGACAUUCACAAGCGCCAUCAUGGACUGCCUGGUAAUUCCACUACAGGAGAAGCUAGAAGAUUGGAAGAAGGCAGUCAUUAAUUUGGACAAAGAACAUGCUAAAGAAUACAAACGUGCCCGUGCUGAACUAAAGAAGCGAUCAACAGAUACUCUGCGAUUGCAAAAGAAAGCUCGAAAGGGUAAGAAUGGUGAAUUGCAGCGCAGGGUAGAGAGCUGCUUGCAAGACGUGAAUGAACGCCGGCAACUUUUGGAGGAAACGGAAAAGAAGGCAGUGCGUGAGGCACUUGUAGAAGAACGCAGCAGAUACUGUCUGUUGGUUGCUUUCUUGAAACCGGUUGUGGAUGAAGAAGUUGCCAUGCUGUCGGAGCUGUCACAUCUUCAAGAAGUUGUUGAUCAAAUUCAGAAACAUACAGCUGACCCAUACACACUACCACCUGCAAGUGAACAAGUGAUUGCAGAUCUAAAGGGCUCUGAUAGCAACUGGUCAUUCCAAACACCACCAAGCAGUCCCAGCUCUCUUGGGUCACGAAAAUCGAGCAUGUGUAGCAUCAGCUCACUUAACAGUUCUUCCAGUGGCAGUAGCAAGUCACAUCAUUCUCCAAGUCACCAUUACUGGCAUCGGUCAUUGUCUCAGCAUCCCCUGCCUGCAAGCUUACCACGCAUAUCCAGUGUUUCUUCCCAGGAUUCGGGCUUCACAUCACAGGAUACGCUGUUUGUGCGGCCACCGGCAGUACAGGUGUCAAAUGCUUCUGAACAGAGCAGCAGUGGUAGUAACCCCAGUACACCAUCAGCCCCUUUUGUGAGUGCCAGUUCAACCAGCACGCUUCCCACAACUACUUCAACCUGGCCAAAUCUACAAGAGACUCUACAGUUUGAGCGUGCUGCCACAGCAAUUAUGAAUGAUCGUCCACAUACAAUUUCAUCAGCAUACGAACGUGGUCAUCAGAGACCGCCACUAACAGUAUACACAUUCCAAGCACCUGAAGCAAGCCACUCACAGCCAGUGAGUCCAGUUUCUGCAUUGGGAGUGGCAGCUGCAACAUCAACUACAGCAACAACAGAUGAUGGGUCUCCUGUGUAUGCUCGGCCACCGAUCCCUCAGCGUUGCUCUUCACUUGAGAGGCCAUCAAGACCAACAACUGCCUCACCAAAAAUGUCUAUACCAUCAGCCAGUACACAGGCUGGCAUUGCGAAGGCUGCGGCAGCUAUUGCUGCUGGCCGGUCAGUUCAUUUAAAGACUGAUCCUCCGAAAAUUAUUUUGCCUGGUGCACAACAGUCUGCAAGCAAGGAACCAUCACAGCCUAUGUAUGUAAAUAUGCAUGAACUAGCCAGUAUGGCUGCAAGCAAAGCACAGGAGAUGAACUUCCCACCUCCGCCACCAGAGCUUACCAAUCCUCCAACUGAGACUCCUGAUAAGGUUGAAACUGGAGAGAAAGAUGGGAGCACAAGUGAAAGUUCACUUGAGUCGUCCAGUGGUUAUGGCAGCCAGAUAAUUACCAUGGAAGAUGCUGCUCACAAUGAAGGAUACCCAAGUGGAACUAUGCGUAACUCUCUGCUCAGGCGUAGUUCAGUACAAGGUCACAAACCACCUCCACCCAUCCGCCGGACGUCGUCUAUUUCUGGGCGAGCUUUAAGCCCUGUCGGUGGUAGCAUGGAAAAUUUGCCACCUCCGCCAGCCUUUCUGCUUCAGGAUGGCUGUGGAAAUGGCGACACUGGGCGCGAGAAGGAAAGAGCUGGGAGUGUCGCAGAGACUGUGCGUACACUGACAGAGUUGAGACACCAGCCGGCCAGCCCAGUGAUGCCGCGCCGCGUUCCUCCGUCCCAGCGGCAGUCAGCGCCACCAGCAACACACCUUCCCCAAGAAACUACCACCACAGUGGCAACACGGGCUGCACCAGGGCGAGGCGGCGCAGCUUUCUUGCAGGCACUCAAUGACAAACUAGCCCUGCAGCAGCAGGCUGCUGCACAGGGGCAGCUCCGUGCAGGCAAAGUGAGGCAGCUCAUCGCUAGCCGAACUGUCUCGGACCCUACCACCUGCCAUGAAUCUCUUAUGGACCAAAUACGACGAGGGACAACUCUCAGGAGAACGGGAACCGUCAAUGACCGAUCUGCACCGAGGAUACGCUGAGCCUUGUCUCGGCGGGCGGACUUGUCCGUCAGCCGACUGUCAUCACCAGCAGCAUUCUAAGACUUUGAUGAACAUGAAGAUCUCAGGUGUGUGUGCUAUCUGCCACGUGUACAAGACUGAUGUGUACUUGUUGGAAAUUCACUUACUGGUGCUAUUGUUCCUUCUCAUGGGGUCUAGACUGCUUGCAUUUCUGUGUAUUUCUCUUUGUUCCCAAUUUUACUUAAACUGAAGAUUGGAUCUCCCAAGCAAAGAGGAAACAGUCUUGUCUUGUGUAGCAUUCUAAAUUGAAAGCAGCAGUCAUUAUUUUGCUGUUACUCAUUUCUGCCAAAGAUACAGCUUGUUACAUCAUAACUCUUGGCAGUAAUGUAGAUGCUGAGGCUUUAGAUUGAUAUAUAAAUAAAAUGUGAUACUUUACACCUAACAUUCCAGCAGCAGUGUCAACUGCGGUUACUAAUUGCUUGUACGGAGGUCAGCCCGUAUGUAAAUGCUGACAGUUUUCUUCAGAACUCUGAAGAGAUGAUAAGAUGUCUACAAAUGGAUGAUUUGCAUUGUGUGUAAAUAUAUUCAGUAUCCCAAGUGAUUUCCUGAUAAUGUUUGUAUAAGCAGCAUUUGAUAACAGAUUAUAUGUAUAUGUAUUGUAAUAUUUUGUUUGUACAGUCAAAACUUCUAUAAAUUGCUCUGUAUUUAAAGAUGCAUUUCUUGUACAGUUCAAGACCUCUAUUCUUUGUAAAGUUGAAGUUGACACUUUUAUAUGUUACGUGUAGCAAGGAGAGAGUCGAUUUCAGGGAAAAAAAAAAAUAUGUGUUGCAAUUACAGCCUUUAUGGGGUAGUGACUACACACUGCCAC